This is a messenger RNA of Populus trichocarpa (black cottonwood), 2788 nucleotides long. RefSeq lists its product as uncharacterized. NCBI's taxonomy places the organism in Eukaryota, Viridiplantae, Streptophyta, Magnoliopsida, Malpighiales, Salicaceae. Bases 1038 to 2003 code for a protein of 321 amino acids. The record is from RefSeq and is a predicted model, not a curated record. The transcript has 2 exons.
AGGAAGAAAAGUCCAAAAUCAGAUGUUUAUGGACUCAAUUAAAUUUUAUCCAAGGUUUAAUUGAAUUUAUAGAGGGUUUGAUUGCAAGAAAAUUGAUUUUUGUAAGUCAAUUUAGGCUUUUAUCGGAAGAAAUUAAAGUUCUGGGGUCCAAUUGUAAUUUUAAAGAGUUGAUUUGGUCAAAUCAGGGGCUUAAUUGCAUAAUUAUUGAAGUUUGAUGGACAAUUAGGGACUUAAUUGAAACAAUUCGAGACCAAGGAUCAAACCAGAAAAGGCGCUAACAUUAAGGGACCCAAUUACAAUUUUGUCGGGGGGUUUGAUUAUAAAACAGCGAAAACUUCAAGAGCCAAAUUAGAAGAACCCAAACGGCGCCGUUUCCACCAUUAAUGGUCUUCAAACAGCUGUGAAUCGGUGACAAUAAUGGAAGGAGACGUUAGCAACGAUUAUGGAAUUAUUCUCGAAUCAAUGGGGCGGGUAUCGCGGCUGACAUCCCUCGUCACCGUGAUGAACGCCGGCUUACCAAAAUUGCUGGCGUCCUCUGGCUAUAAAAGCCAGAGGAAGAGCUGCAACAAGGGAGGGAAAAAAAGGAGAAGGAGGGGGAGAAGGACCCGAUGAAAAAAAAAAAAAAAACAGAGGGAGAGGGGAAUGUAAGGAAGAGAGAAACAGAGGAAGGAAGAGCAUAAGAAAGUAAAAAAGGCAGCAAGAGAAGAGAGCAGAAGGAGGAGGAUAGAGGAGAGCAGACGGGCAAAGAAAGAAAAAGGGAAAGAGAGAGAGACGUGAGUUGAACAAAAAACAGAGGAACGCAUAGCAACCCGAAACAGCGAACGCAGAUAGCAGAAGAGAUCAGCACCACCAUCUUCUUCAUCUCUCCAGCACCUGGAAAUUUCCGUUGUGGAGCAAAAAUCAAAAUGCAAGGGUUACGACUAUGUGUCAACCCUAGAAGGGCAAACUCAUCAUAUAGGAACAUACUCAUACAUUUAUUAUACAAGUUGCCAGGUUGAAACAUAGGUCCCCCAUCCAAGAUUUCCUACACCUGAAAGAUGGAUAAUGAAGAAAGAGCUCAAUUGGAGGCCCAUUAUCAAAAUGAAAUUGAGAGCAUCAAAGGUGAAGUUGCUAGACUUACAGAUCUGCUUGAACAAGUGCUGAGCUCCAAAAAUGAAAAGGGGAUUUUUGCACAACCUCCUGUGAAAACACCAUCAAUCCACGUCCCAGGGACAUCUCAAAACUUGGGGGCAGAUUCAAGAGCAGAACAACAUUUUAUGCCUAUCGCCCCUAUCCCAUCAAGUCAAGCUCCCAUCACCGUGGAUUUAACAAUAGAUGGACCCCCUGGCAAUAGAUCCACUGAUUUUGUGAACUACGACAAGUUGUCUGCUUUGGAAGAAAGAUUAAGAGCAGUUGAGGGUAAUGAUUGGUUUGAUCCCAUGCGAGCAGCUGAAGUGUGUUUGGUACUAAAGAACUUUAGGAUACCAGAGUUCAUCAGAUACACUGGAUUGGAAUGUCCAAACACUCACCUUCGAUCUUACUGCAAUAAAAUGGCUGAGGUGAUUUAUGAUGAUAAGCUGUUGAUCUAUUUUUUCCAAGAUAGUCUAACGGGAUCUGCCCUAAGCUGGUAUAUGAGGUUGGACAAUGCUAAAGUUAAGAAAUGGAAAGAUUUGGUGGAGGCUUUUCUUAAGCAGUACAAGUUCAAUCUUGAAAUUGCUCCUGACAGAACCAUCCUAAUGUCUAUGGAGAAGGAAAACCAAGAGUCUGUGAGGGCAUAUGCUCAAAGAUGGCGAGAUAAGGCAACAUAUGUUCAACCUCCACUGAUAGAUACAGAAAUGGUGAUGUUGUUUGCCAACACAUUUCAAUCCCCUUAUUAUGCGCAUUUAAUAGGAAGAUCGGCUCAACAUUUCCAUGAAGUUGUGAGGAUUGCUGAAAGAAUUGAACAAGCUAUAAAGAGGGGAAAAAUUGAAGGUUCUGUCAUGGAUUCCAGAACAAUGAUGAGAGAUGACUCUGGAGGUGGAUGAGCAAGAGGCAAGUUGAGUUUGUGAAAGGUGAUGUCAUUGGCUAUAUUGUCCCACGAACAUCUUCAGAAUGACAAGUGAUUGAAAAUGCUUGCUAAGAAAGCUGGUCCAAGAAUGGCGAUGAAUUGUCAAUUAUAUUGUUAUGGAAUUUUGUCAUUUUGCAUUUUGUUUUGGGAUCACAUCUCAUUCUUUAACGAAACAUGUCUUUUAUUUGUCUCUUUGUUAUUCUGAAGUCAGGAGAUGUUUAGCAUUUCAUUUUUGACAAAAUAUUUUGAUCAAACUCCAACAUGCAAUUAAGGCUAAUCAAUCUUGAAAGAUUAAAAGUAUUUUGAUUUCAGAAAUGACUCGAGGAUUGGGGUGACCAAAAAAAUUUUGAGCUCACACAUGAAACUGAAUCACCCACCAUGUAGCUAAGUUUUAGCAGUAUGCAUAAUGACAUGUAAUGGAUUCAGUAGUUAUGGACUCACGAAUCAAGGUUCUUGCAAGUCGAAAUCAUUACAUUGGACGAGGACAAAAUUUAUCGGUUCACACCAACCUUGCUUGAAACGAGAAAAGGCCAUCUUUGUUUUAUCCUUUCACAAUACUUGAAAUAUAUCAUUUGCAAUCCCAUUUUGAGCCUGAUAGAAUAUUCUUUUCAAAAGAAACCCUGACGAGGAUCACACCCCACACUGGCGGCAAAUAAGAGAAGACAAAAGUGAAAGGGAAGGCUUAGAACAAAAGUCCAACAUUUGAGAGAGAGCUAAAAGAAAGAAGACCUAGACUGGGGGCAUGUAAAAAAAAAAAAAACU